Messenger RNA from Penicillium oxalicum, 2043 nucleotides. RefSeq lists its product as uncharacterized. NCBI's taxonomy places the organism in Eukaryota, Fungi, Ascomycota, Eurotiomycetes, Eurotiales, Aspergillaceae. The record is from RefSeq and is a predicted model, not a curated record. The coding region runs from base 1 to 2043 and encodes 680 amino acids. The transcript is spliced from 2 exons.
AUGUCCUCAAACACCAACCACAACCAUCAAUCAACCUCUUCUGCCGACAUCGCGUCUCAGUCAAACCCGAGUCUUUCGAUCGAUCCAAGCACCGGCUACUCUCCCAGCGAUAAUCAGCUCGCAGGACUCGUGGAAGCUGCGACCGCAGCUGCCGGACAAGAUGUGUCUCCUCAGUGGGCCGCUGCUGUCGCAACAGCUGCCGGGGUAGCAGGUCACCAUCAACUGGAUACCUACGGCGCGGAUAUGCAUCUUGGUGACGAUGGCUUUAACGAGACCAGCUUUGCAAGUGGGUUAAGCAAUGCACGUCACAUCCGAGUCCAGAACGACCACGCGCAAGGUUCCGGACUGUCUCGUACAGCCUCGAAGAAACGGAAGCGCAACGAGGACAACCUCGAUCCUGCACUUGCCGGUGCUGGGAUCUCUGGAUCGCAGCCACAGGCGCAUCCGCAACCACAGCAAAGUCACCAGCCUUAUCCCAGCGGUAAUUUCGACAUUCGUCCCGUUCCUCCCCAGGCACUUGCUGAUGCGCGUUCAGUUGGUGUCCACUCCGCUGCAGCGCUUUUCCGCCAGCCGUCUGAAAACAAGAAGUACACUCGGCCCCCCAUGUCAAAGUUGUUCACCUCGUUGGAACUGUCGCCCGAGAACUUUUUGCACCUCCAGGCUGCGGCGAAAGCCUUCAUGUUAAAUGAUGAACACCCUGAACGGCGGAAUUGCGUUGGCCAGCGAGGCACAGGGGACACUGAAAUGGUGAAGCUGCGCCUUUGGAAUUGCGUCCGACAAUUCCUUGACGACGAGGGGAACGGGGAACGGUUUUUUGGAGAAAACGUGGUAAAUGAGGGGCUUGGACCGCGAGAAUUUGUGUGGCCCAGAGACCAGCAGAAGAUCAUCGCUCUGGUCAUCCCUCUCUUGCGUCGCAUGGUCACAAACGAGCGUCAGCGUCAAUACGCAAUCGAAACGCGAAAGGGCGCUGGCGGUGACGAGCGUCGCCGUCGCAAAACGAGUGAAAAUCUGCAAGACAAUUCCUCUACCUCCAAUUCUGCUCGCUUCUCUCCCGGACAACAGCUGCAACAUCUGCACACCCAAACGCAGUCGAUGCACACAGCUCACUCGGCGCCGCCCCUCACUGUACCCUCUCAACCUGCACAGGGCGCCCAAAUGCAGAUUGAGUCUGGUCAGAUCAUGGACGUUGGACUCAACGACCUGCUUUUGGACGGAUACACCGUCGACUGGAAUGAUAUGGCCAGGUCCUAUGACAUGUACAACCACAAUUACGAACUGGAUAGUCUUUGGUCCGUCUCGGGCCUCGAUCAGCCCGAGUGGCGUGGCCUUGUUGCGGCUGUCGAUAGCCAUUAUCAGGUUGUUCAUCACGGUGAUUUCAAUUGCCCGGCACCUUGUGAGGAUGCGAACAUUUCCCGUAUUGUCCAUGCAGAUGCCACGGCAAACCUCUCUUGGCGUGUUGGGGGAGCUCGAAAUCCACUUGCUCGAGACGCGUUCGUCAGCGGCAUCACUCGCGACGUUGCUCGAGUCAUUCGAGAGACUUUGGCCAGCCGGACUGGUGCCCAUCCCGCUAGCCAGUUACCAGCUGGUCCUGAUCAGCCUUUCCCCACCCAACCCUCCUUUGUGUCUUCUAACGAGGCCAAGAACGAGGGCACCCCAAACUUGUCGUCAUCCCACCACACGUCCCACACUCAAAUUCUGCUUCACAUCAACGUGCUUCAUCGUGGGAAGCGCAUUCUCCCCCGCAUUGAUCUCCCGGCUGGUCAGUGCCCGAACGUGGAUACCAUCAAAGAGUCGGUCAUUCGGCGGUACCACAAUCAGAUUCCUGGUCUUCCUGCAUUGUCAGGGGUCGAUGGGUUUGACCAGCAAGUCCGGGACAUGGCUGGAGCGGUCACCUGGAGCGUUAAGGCUCUGCUGUCCGACGGUCUGGUGACGGUUCAAAGCGAAAAGGAUUGGGCAUUUGCUCUCUUGUCCGCAGAUACCGUAGAUUGGAUGGAUGGCGACUUGAAGAUUCUCAUUAAUGUUGACGGCGAUAAUACCCAGUAG